AUGUGUUCAGCUGAGAGUCUGUGUGAGUUCAUCAGUGAACGACUGACUGCUGCCGCUGAAGACAUAUUUGUAGUUUUUAAAAGAAUCGUCAUCGAGAACGAGGAAGAGAUUGCUCGUCAGCGCAGACUCCUGGAUAUCAUCUGGAAACCUCAUAUCUACUUACACAGAAUAGAUGGGCUAAAGCCAAAUGUCUGCAAGGAGGAGGAGGUUGCUGAACAGCAGCUGUGCUACCAGGAGGGGAACUUCAACUUGGAUCAAGAAGAACCUGAGCCUCCACCAGUGAAAGAGGAACAGGACAGUCCCUGCAGUCAGGAGGAGGGGGAGCAGCUGGAACAGAAGCAGGAGACCAACACGCUCAUCUUUCCUCCAACUCUUGAAGAAAGUGGCCAAAGUAAAUCACAACGACAAAAUGAACAGCAGCUCCUUUCUCACAUCACUCAUGUUGCUGAGAUUCAAGAUCUCAAUGGAAGUGAGCACAGAGACUCAGGAUCAAUGAGAAAAUCAGAUCUCACACCAAAGAACAAACUUCAAGAAAGCACUCUAAAAACCAAACAAUCAGAGAUGUAUUCAGAAAGUCAUCCUCUCAAAGAAUUAGAGACACAUGAGCGUGUCCACACAGGUAAGAAGACACAUACCUGUCAGAGCUGUGGGAAAAUAUUCAGUUACCUGUCGGGACUGAAACAGCACAUGAGAACACACACAGGAGAGAAGCCUUACUCUUGUAGAACGUGUGGAAAAGGUUUCAGUUUCAGCCAGGCAUUGAAAGUCCACAUGAGAAUACACACAGGUGAGAGGCCACACUGCUGCAGCACCUGUGGAAAAAGAUUCACUAAUUUAUCACGUUUAAAAGAUCAUGUUAGAAUUCACACGGAUGAAAAGCCGUUCACUUGCAGAACCUGUGGAAAAUCUUUCCGACUUAGCAGUGGAUUGAAAAGCCACAUGAGAGUACACACAGGUGAGAGGCCACACUCCUGCAGCACCUGUGGAAAAAGAUUCUCUCUUAAAUCACAUUUGAACAAUCACGUUAGAAUUCACACAGAUGAAAAGCCGUUCACUUGCAGAACAUGUGGCAGAGCUUUCAGACAUAACAUUACACUGCAAAAACAUGUGAGAGGCACGCACACAGGUGAGAGGCCACACUCCUGCAGCACCUGUGGAAAAAGAUUCUUUCUAAGAUCAGGCAACCUCUUUGAGAAAUUCCAGUCUGGUCACAGCACUGAGACGGCCCUCCUCAAGGUAACCACUCCUCCUCUACCUCUACCCUUACCUGUGGUGUACCACAAGGUUCGGUUUUAG
This is a messenger RNA of Cheilinus undulatus (humphead wrasse), 1296 nucleotides long. Its product is annotated as zinc finger protein 664-like. Gene Ontology annotation, molecular function: RNA polymerase II cis-regulatory region sequence-specific DNA binding; DNA-binding transcription factor activity, RNA polymerase II-specific. Lineage: Eukaryota; Metazoa; Chordata; Actinopteri; Labriformes; Labridae. Gene Ontology annotation, biological process: regulation of transcription by RNA polymerase II. Gene Ontology annotation, cellular component: PcG protein complex; transcription regulator complex. Bases 1 to 1296 code for a protein of 431 amino acids. The record is from RefSeq and is a predicted model, not a curated record. The transcript has 5 exons.